GUGGAUAGGUAAAAGUCAUCCAAAAAGUCCCCAAAUCAGCGAUAAAAUCUCAUUUAACCAUAACAUAAUGCUAAUAAUGUGAAGGGUGAGGAUGUAUUGAUUUUCUAUGUAAACGGAAUUGUCACUUUUUCAUGUACACAAAGUCUAUGGGGAAACGGAAUUUCCGUUUUCAGACAUGCUGAAACGGAAUUUAAGAUUUUUCUGAAACGGAAAAGGCAAUUUUUAGAAAGGGAAAAUCACUGUCCCUAGAUCUCUAUUUUAAAGCAGCCAUAACUUGCUUAUUUGUUUGUCUGAUUUCUUUCAAAGUUUCACCAUUCUGUUUUUCUUAAUUUUCUUUUUUCCAACACAUCAUUUUGGGACCAAGGUUGGAUUCCCCUUUAAAAGUCAAACCUCAAUAGUUAUGUAGGCCUAUAAUAGUAUCUGGUAAUAGUGGAGGCAAAAUUGUCAACUGUUAGCAUUCAAGAAUGUAUUUGUAGGUAUCAAAUUGAUCAAUAAAAUAUGUACACGAAAUCAUACAUACUGAAAAUAACUGGUUUUAUGGUAUAUUUUCUCAGUCAUAGACCAAAGUAUUUUUUCUGCAUAUCGUACUUGAAAUAUAAUAUACAUAUACAUAAAGGUUACAUAAGGUUCAGUCCUGGACGCAGGAUCUUCUUUUCCUCUAUGUCCACCUCCUGGUGAUAAACAAUGACGUCUGUAAAAUUGGGGCGGUGUGGGGUAGGAACCCUAUAAUCAAAUUCUGCAUAACGGCAACAAAAUUCAAUCCUCCUUUCAAAUUGUAAUACAUCCGUAGACUCUAUAUUUUUCUCAUUGUAAUUAAUUAUCUGUAUAUCAUCUAGGAAUGUGUGCUGAGUGGUAUGUUGGCUGUAAGUGGCAAGAAGGUACUGCACAUGGAUAGACAAAAAUACUACGGAGGAGCCAGUGCAUCUAUGACACCCCUGCCAGAGCUGUUUACCAAAUUUGGCCUGCCCAAACCAGGAGAAAAAUAUGGUAGACACAGAGACUGGAAUGUUGAUCUAAUCCCCAAAAUCUUGAUGGCUUCAGGUCAGCUGGUGAAGUUGUUAAUUCAUUCUGGAGUUACCCGUUAUCUAGAGUUUAAGCAGAUAGAAGGCAGUUAUGUGUACAAAGGGGGAAAGAUCUACAAGGUUCCAGCCAAUGAAAAGGAGGCAUUAUCAUCAUCCCUGAUGGGAAUCUUUGAAAAACGCCGGUUCAAGAAUUUUCUCAACUAUGUGGUUAACUUUGAAGAGGAAAACCCCAGUACCUUUAAAGGAGUAGAUCCGAAUAAAACCACUAUGAAUGAGCUAUAUCAAAAGUUUGGUUUGGAUCAAAACACACAAGGUUUUGUAGGACAUGCGAUGGCUCUCCACCGUGAAGACGAAUACGUUGAUCGGCCUUGCAAGGACACAAUAUUGAGAAUCAAGUUGUAUAUUGAUUCUCUUGCUAGAUAUGGCAAAUCUCCAUAUAUAUAUCCUCUAUAUGGAUUGGGAGAACUCCCUCAGGGUUUUGCCAGACUUUCAGCCAUCUAUGGAGGUACAUACAUGUUGGACAAACCAAUACAGGAGAUCGUGAUGGAGGAGGGUAAAGUUGUUGGCGUCAAAUCUCAAGGUGAAAUGGCUAAAUGUAAGAUGGUGAUAGGUGACCCUUCCUAUUUCCUUGACAGGGUUGAGAAGAAGGGCCAAGUGGUGAGAGCCAUUUGUCUGCUCAACCAUAGCAUCAGUGAUAUACAAGGAGUGAGUUCAGGGCAAAUCAUCAUCCCAAAGAACCAAGUUGGCCGACAUUCAGACAUCUAUGUACUGAUGCUCUCCAGAACUCACAACGUUGCAACCGAAAAUUGGUAUAUUGCCCUCGUAGCUACCACAGUGGAGACUUCUAAUCCAGAAGCAGAACUGGAACCAGGUAUUAAACUUCUUGGCCCUAUCACAGAGAAGUUUAUAUCAAUAGUUGAUCAGAUGAGCCCUAAAGAAACAGCAGAGCAGAGCCAGAUUUUCGUCACCAAAUCCUACGAUGCGACUACUCACUUUGAGACAACCUGUGAUGACAUCCUGGACAUAUACCGUAAAAUCACGGGUGAAGACUUUGAUUUCAGCAAAAUAAAACAAGAGGUUGAAACAACGGACUAAAGGGAGUGAGAAGUUUGGUGUUAGUGUUGGUGUUAGAAUGCCCUUUGUCGCUGUUAUCCAAUCAAAAAUGAUUCAAAUCACUUUAUUGGUAGCUCUAUGAGAUCCAUCCCUGCACCAGCUUCAUUUAAGAGUUUGGUGCCUUGCUGAUUUAAGGAUUGGCCAAACACCAACACCAAAAGAUCAACACCGAACUUGAUUUCACCCAAUUAUGUAUUGCAGCUACCCUUCCCUCCCAUACUAUUACAUAGAUUCAUGCCACUACAUAUCCGGGUAACUGUAUCUAGCAUUAAUUGUAUAUAUUAUUUGUUAUGAAUGUACAAUUGUGUGGUCAUAAAUAUAUUGGGUUAGUUCUUGGUAGUUGGUGAGAAUUUGAUUAAGAAGGGUAACACAGCUUCACAAUUUUUUCAUGAAGGAAUACAAAACAUUGUAUACAUACCACAAAUUUGAUGAGAGGUUGGUUAGUUUUGUUACUGAUGAAUUUGUUAACCCUGAAGGAAAUGGCAGAGAAUAGAUGUACACCACCGUAAGGUGACUCUAAAUUAAUCAUCUCUCUCUAAAUUUAUACCUUCAUACAGGUACAACAUAGUAUGAUCAAAUUUACACCACGUAUUCAUACAUCUUUAAGUAUGAUGAUAGAAAGUAAUAGAAAGAAAAAAAAAUUAGUGGUUGAAUGAAAAGCGAUUGUCCUGGUCUUCAAGUGGCAUGAAGAUUUAUUGUAUUUGAUGGAUUUAAGUUUUUGGAAAUGUUUUUUAUCUGCAAUAUGGUUAGAAAAAAAAGGUAUGUAUUUGUUAAUUUUCUUUUUACCUGAAAGAAUGUUUUUGUGUUGAAGUAUGAAGAAAAUACCUGAACCUUUCUUUUUUCUAUUUCAUUGUAUGUGUAGCCCUUCUGUUUAUACACUGCAUAUUUUUAUGUAUAAUCUUCUAUAAAUUAGUCACAUUUAUAUAAGUAUAGGACAAAAUUAUUUAAUGAAAGAAUUCCAGCAUGUAAAAGGAUUUUCAUUGUUUUAUGUGGCAGUCUAAUCGAAGAGAUCUGACAUUAAUUGUGAUAUUGCAGUCUUAUAUUCUUAUCCAGAUACAGUAUAAACACAUGCCUAUUUCAUAUUUCACAGGUCUAACACUUAUUUAUUUUUUUUUCCUCUUAAAAAGUUCACAAAUUUCAGCAAUAACAUGGUAUAGAAUUACUUGUACCAAUAUUUUAAUUCUUAUAUAUUGUAAAUCAAAUGGAGACAAUUGCUUAUCCAGCGAUUCUUACAAUGUUAAUGAAGUCUGUGAGAGAUCUUAUUUCAUGUACAACUGUGCUGUAAUUCACACUUAUUUGAAAUUGAUGUACAGUUUCCUGUGGUUUCAUUAAAUACAAAAUGAAUAGUGGUGGAUAGUACAAUAUAAACUAUUUCUAUGAUUUAUCAGAUUAUCCUAAUAUAGUAGAUUGCAUGACUUUUUGAGUGGAAAAAAUGUCAUUCGUUUUUCUAUGAUAGGCCAAGUUGUAGUUACCAGUUACCACCAUCAGAUAUACUAGGAAAAAACGAAGUAAAUUACUUAAAAAGUACUAUACAAUUUUUUUUGGAUAUAGAUAAUAUGAUUUUUUAUGUUUAUUACAGAUAUCUAUAUCAUGCCUGCAGCUCACUGUCGGUCCACAAUUUCUUGAGCACCCCUAAAAUAAUGAUGGUAAAUUGGCAAUAUUUAUGAAUACAUACAUGUACUUACGAGAGAAUCAGAUGUGCCGAUCCCCUUUGAUUUUACAUGUAAUCACUCCAUCAUAAACUACUUUAUGGUUAGAAAUUGAAUUCAUUUAAAUUUUUACAUCUUUAUAAAACAGAUAAUGACAGCAAUUAUUGAUACGGACAUGUACCCAGGAAAGAAUCAGAUGCGUUGAUCACCUUUCAUUAUAAUUGCUCCCUGAUAAUCAUACUACCUUAUGCGUAGAAAUCGAAUUUAUAAUGAAUUUAUGUGCAUGCACAGCUUUCUAUUGAGCAGUAACAGCAAUUUUUCCAUUAGUGCAUCUAUUGUUAUGCAUGUCUUGCAUGUAGAACUUUGCAAAGUAAAUAUAUCCUAUUACUGAAGAAAAGGCAAAUUAUUUUCAAGCUGAAGAUGAAAGAAUAAAAACCCCAAACAACGCCACAACUUUACCUUUCCUGAGCAUACUGCAGUAUAAACUUAUUAGAGGUCUGUUUGUGAUUAGUCAGGUAUUACAAAAUAAAAUUUUACAUGGAAAAAGUCAUUGCAUAUCAGUGGAAGUGGAUUAGAGAUCCUACGUGAUUCAUAAAUACAUAGUCCUGUUAAAAAUAAUGAAAGUUCUGUCAGAUUCAUUUUUUUUAACAUUUCUUUUUAAAGUAACUAUUCCUCCUUCACAAUGUCUUUGUGUAAUGACAUAUUCUGUCUCUAUAUCAAAUUAAGUAACACUUUCCCUCAAAUUUAUUUCUCAAAUCUACAAGUUAUAUGGCACAUGUAGGAUGUGGAUAUAAUGGAUACAUGCAAUGUUUUUUUUCUCUGUAUAAGACUGUAAAAUUCAGGCAAUUAUGCUUAUGGGCAAGCAUGUUAUCACCUUUGCUGAUUCUGCCCCCCCCCAUUUUUUUCUUCUUUGAGAGAUCUGUUUCGAGGAUCUGUUUACUCUAGAAUAGAAGAUGGGAAGCUCUAUAAAUGUUAAAAAUCUGUGUGUAAAAAUUUAGAAAAAGUAGAAAAAAGUCAGUAUAUUAUAUUCAGAUUGAGAUUGUGAAUGAAGUCAAUAUGGUUUAGGGAAGGAAGAAAAAAAGGUUACCAAAUUUACCACUAGUGAAAAGCUAAGUAGUAUAUGAAAAUAGAUUAGAACUACAUGGAGUAUUUCUGCUAAUCCUUCCUUUUAGGUGAAUACUUAUAAACGAUCAUGAUUGUUCAUUGUUUGUUCAUAAACGUACUUAUCCUGCGAUCUGCAUGUAAUUGUGGCGUGUGGUUUUUUUUUUAAGCGUAAUUAAAAUGUAUGACAGAUAGAUGUUGACUUCAUUUCUGUUAUGUUCAUAUAACCGAUAUGAAAUAUGAUUCUCUACUCGAGAUAAAUGGUGUAAAUUGAUCAAUAUCCUCCCAUUUAUAAUGCUCUGUACAUGUAUAUCUAGAUGGAUAUGUUUUGAUUUACACCCACAUUUACAUUGGCGUAUAUUAUAGUGUUUUAUUUUCCUCUCUUUCUCUUUGGUUUUGGUUUUUCAAAAUCAAAGAACAUAUUAAUUCUUGAACUGAAUACACAUUCCAUUUGAGGUACAGAAGAUUAAUUUAAUCAUCAGUUGACCUAGAAUCAUUUGAAAUUUUAUUCUUCUUUUUUAGUCAUGCAAAAUAAUAUUUUCAUGUUGCAAAGUAAACAUUUACGUACAAAACAAUGAAUUUUUACAAGCUUUACAUAUUCAUUAUGUGUAAAAUAUACAGUGUUUUUUUUUACACAUAAAGUGUCGAGAUUUCAGUUACCUUUUCUGUCUUGAAUAGAUUAUCUUGAUACAAAGGAAAUGAAAUAUCAGUAUCAAUUUAUCACUAUCACUAAUUGGUAUAAAAUGUUGAAUAUAAAAGUAGAGUCUGAUUUUAAAAUUCAUGUUACGCAUACCUUUGGUACUUUUGCUUAUAUUAAAGAUAAAAUGAAGUACAAUUUCAUUAUGGUUUGAUGUAUUUCUAAAGGAACACGAUAUUGCUUUGCAAUGCACAAUUAUGCAUAAAUAAGUAUAAUUCAGUUUUACUUGAUCUUAUCAAUUUAAUAUCAUGUGUCUUGAGUUUAGGUUCAUCUAUCACUUGGGAUAAGAAUUAUGUUACCGUCUAUUUAUCAAUUAAACAUUCAACUGUUAUGGGAAUAUUAAAAUAAAAGUGUACAGUUAAAACAUA
Messenger RNA from Lytechinus pictus (painted urchin), 5950 nucleotides. Its product is annotated as rab GDP dissociation inhibitor beta-like. Gene Ontology annotation, molecular function: Rab GDP-dissociation inhibitor activity. The coding region runs from base 855 to 2117 and encodes 420 amino acids. Gene Ontology annotation, biological process: protein transport; small GTPase-mediated signal transduction; vesicle-mediated transport. The record is from RefSeq and is a predicted model, not a curated record. The transcript has 8 exons. Gene Ontology annotation, cellular component: cytoplasm. NCBI's taxonomy places the organism in Eukaryota, Metazoa, Echinodermata, Echinoidea, Temnopleuroida, Toxopneustidae.